Molecule: messenger RNA, 1864 nt
Organism: Closterium sp. NIES-67
Lineage: Eukaryota; Viridiplantae; Streptophyta; Zygnematophyceae; Desmidiales; Closteriaceae
Source: the annotation of a GenBank genome assembly
GGAUGUCAGGCAAUAAGAUUCCCCCCUACAAGAAGGGCCAUGAGCGAUGGAAUACUGAUUCGCAGCUGUUUCAACGACGGAAGGCUCCCAAUCUCAGGUGGUAAAUGUGUAAUCCCGCUAGGCAGGGACAUGCUGAGCGGCGUCAGCUGCUGCAGACAGCUGAUGGUACAGCUUAUGAAUCCAGAACUUCGGGUACCGACUUUUGGUCACAAAUACUUCCAGGUCCACCAAUCGCGUGCACUGGGUGAAAUUUGAAGAAAUGCUGCUGCUGCUGGUCAGGGAAUCGGUGGACGAAUCGGUGGAAGAAUCCGUGGGAGAAUCGGCGGAGAUGCUGAGGUGACUUAAGGACGAGCCGCAUCCGAAGGCGAUGGCGUUGAGAAGCGCGUCGGCUGCGUGAAGCCCGAGAUGCAGAUGACGGAGGCUGGGGAAGCGCGCGGGAGAGGGAGAGGGGGAGGAAGACGUAGAGGGACGGGAAGGAGCGACGACGGGGACGACGGGGUUGGCAGGAGCGCGGACGCGAGCAGUCGCGAGGAGAUGCGGCGGUUGCUUCGAACGACGAUGGCGGGAUGCACGGAUCGAGCCACGCGGAGCCAUCGCCGGGAGACGAGCGCGUGAUGGAAGACAACCAGCGGCUUCAAGGGUUCACGCAAAGCGGAGGAUGCUAUCCUAGGGACUGCUUUAGCAUCAUCAUCGCGGAGAGGGUCGUCAGAUCGAGAAUCCUGGUCGGGGUCUCGUAACGCGUCCAUAAUCUUCAGACGCAGGAUGUCGGGGCAAUUCUGGCCGUUGGAUGUACGACAUGUAAAAUCCGUGCCGUUGGAUGCCACGCGCAGCAGUGUGUGACCAAGAAGAUCGUCAGAAAGCCGCGAAAACACGUCAGCAUGCUCCUCCACGCGCGCCUGAGAAUUCGAUAGCCGCUCCGGCUGCUGCUGAUGGUGGUGGCAGUGUUGAGACACCGACUGGCUGGAAGUAGCCUUUUCUCCGGUCCUGGACGUCCCAAAGGCGUUUCAAGCUUCUCGAGCUCGACGUCUCUCGCGAAUCCGGUUUCCAGAAGCUAAGAACCGUCCAGGUCUUGAUGUGGCGGUCAAAGCAUUUCAACUGUGAGACGCUUGUGAUCCAAAAUGCGAAACAAAAACGACCUUCACUCCUCAGUCAGGAGCUAUGGAAAUGUUGUAUGGAGAUACCAAGGAUGCCGCUGGUUGCAGCAGGACUGCCAUGGCUAGACCUGCUUGUUGGCAGGAAAUCGCUGACGGCGGCAUUGGAGGUGGAAAGGGAAAGCCUCCGCCGUCAAAAUGGCGGUGCGAAGCGGCAAUUACGGGACAAACGAGGAUGCCUGCAUGUCCCAUGCGAACCAGCUGGACGGGGAUGUGACCGUGAGCCAGCUCAAUAAUCACUCCGACCACUCCAACUUGUCCUUGGUGAAUUAUGCAUAAAACAUUAAAGAUGCUAUUGAAACCAAUUACACUCGCGCCUACUUCUCUGAGAGAGACUCCUUCACAUCCUCUGCAACAUCCUCCACAAACGACUUGAGAGCUGCAAGCUCACGGUCACCCUCAUAGUGCUCACGGAACUUGCCACCCACAAAGAGCUUCAGAGUGGGAUAUCCACGAAUCUGCCACGAAUACAAGGCACGGCGAAGAGGAGGUUACCUAGUUUGUUGGAGACAGUGCAGUCCACGUGUGCAACUACCACCUCCGGGGGAGCAGACUCAGACAACUCCUCCCAGGCAGGAGCAAGACGCUUGCUGAGCGAGAGGACCAGGAGGAAACGAGCGGAUAAGUUCAGCGAUUGAGACGAGAGUCAUGUCGGCUGAUUUACGAGAAAUGAGACUUACCAGUGGCCACACCAUGGCGCAAAGUACUUAAUG